This is a messenger RNA of Syngnathoides biaculeatus (alligator pipefish), 1708 nucleotides long. It is a transcript of the gene mims2, whose product is annotated as family with sequence similarity 210 member B. NCBI's taxonomy places the organism in Eukaryota, Metazoa, Chordata, Actinopteri, Syngnathiformes, Syngnathidae. The record is from RefSeq and is a predicted model, not a curated record. The coding region runs from base 376 to 1110 and encodes 244 amino acids. Gene Ontology annotation, cellular component: mitochondrion. The transcript has 3 exons.
AUGGAUGGAUAUGUACAUCUGACGUAAUACAAAAAGAUCCGAGUCAGGAAACCGCUGUGCUCUAUUGUGUUUAUGUCUUUGUUGCUUGUGUAAGCAGGAAUGUACGCACCGACCCCUAGAGGGCGCUCCAACGGCCGUCACAUUGCUUUCACGGCGGCUGCAAAGCUUUGUUUUUUCCGAGAGCUUCCAGUGUGCGGUUGCGCGACCUGACACCCACCCCCCGCCCACGCCCCCCCCCCCCCGCCUGUCAACAAGCGAUGUGCAGGGUGGGCGACACUGUCAGCAUGUUCGGACCUUAACUCGCUCUUAUCUGGUGUCGACUAACGCAUUCGUUUCGGACUCCGCUGAAGUCACGUCGAGGGCGGAACGACGGCCAUGUUUCUGAGUCGUGCGGCGACCACGACGACAACGGCGGCGCGUGUCCUCCGCCGCUCUUGCGGCCCACCGCUGACACUAACGAGGGGGUUUCACUGGGGCAGUCCGGGCUGCGUGGGGUGGACGCCUGCGCGCUUCGCGGGACAACGAGCGGAGCCGUACCGGCACCGCGGCUCGACCAUCCCGGACUGGCGACACUUGAGCUGGUGCGGCGGCCUGGCGCAGCCGGGGGUUUUGUUUUCAAGCAACCGCGGGCUGUCUACCGCCCCCGUGGCUCCAAAGAAGACCCCCGCCAUGGACGACAACAACGCCCAGGACGAGUGCAGCGUAAAGGAAGGCCCACCGACUCCUCCGCCUGAAGGGAAAGCCCCCGGGGGGCCCGAACCGGGCGGCGAUAAGCCCAACAAAACCCAGCAGCUCAAAAAGGUCUUCAAGGAGUACGGCGCUGUGGGGGUCUCCUUCCACGUGGGGAUCUCCCUCAUGUCUCUGGGAAUGUUCUACCUCCUCGUAUCUAGUGGCAUCGACAUGGCGGCCGUGCUGGGCAAGUUGGGCUUCAGCGAGGCCAUUAUCCGCUCCAAGAUGGCGGCGGGCACCAGCACGUUCGUCCUGGCCUACGCCGUCCACAAACUGUUUGCGCCCGCGCGCAUCAGCAUCACGCUGGUGUGCGUGCCGUUCAUCGUGCGCCACUUCCGGCGGACGGGACUCUUCAAGCCGCCGCCCACGUCUGCGCCCUGAUCAGUGUGUCAUGUGACUGAUGGUGGCCAUAUUGCCUUGGGGGAGGGUACGAAGGGGAGAGAAAAAAAAAAAAAAAAAAAAAACCCCAACAACGGCAAGAACUUUUAGCCUGCUCUGGCCGGAGCUUGCGGAAAAAUUACUGAAGGAGAAAAUUACAAGAUGGAUGCAAUCAGGGAUCUUUUACUUUUUAAGUUUUCUUUCCGGGUGUCACAUUUAUGAAGUUUCCCCAUCUCGGACACUUCCAGAAUAUGACAAAACUUUCCCCUUCAUUUUCUUGACUGUUUGAUCCCCUCUUUCCCUGACAGAUCAUUGCAGUAAGAUGAAUAAAACCUUUUUUCUUUAAAAAAAAAAAAAAGGCAUCAUCCUCCUUUGGAUAUACUUAAAAAAACAAGUACUUCUUGUGAAGUAUUUUUUUAAAAGAGAAAACUGCAGAAUUAUCCUACAGAGAAAAAUACUGAAAGCCCAGAGAGGAUAGGAGUUUUCAAUAAAGUACAUCUGUCUUAUACUGCCCUCAAGCGGCCAAGGCGAGCAGCAGCAUUAUUUCAUAACAGUUUUUAUAACGUAUAAUUAGUGAGGACUGACGACAGACACCAAACCC